Molecule: messenger RNA, 1042 nt
Organism: Thamnophis elegans (Western terrestrial garter snake)
Lineage: Eukaryota; Metazoa; Chordata; Lepidosauria; Squamata; Natricidae
Product: amyloid-beta A4 precursor protein-binding family B member 1-like
Biological process (GO): regulation of DNA-templated transcription
Cellular component (GO): cytoplasm; nucleus
Molecular function (GO): amyloid-beta binding; transcription factor binding
Source: RefSeq, a predicted model, not a curated record
GCGGAAGGUGCUGAGGACAGCGCCGCCUCCCUCCCCGCCGCCGCCUCCGGCCCUCCGCCUGCCGCCGCCGCCGCUCCCCCCGCCGGGCCAGCCGUCCCCGACCCCCUCCGGGGGGGCCGCUCGGUCUCGGAAGCGGAAAACGACGCCUCCCCCCCUCAGCCCCCCCCCCGCCAUCUCCAUCCUCCGAAAGCGUCGCUGCAGCUGCAGGAGCUGAAUGUGGCCUGGCCUUCCUUGGACUUCCCCCCACCCGGGUUCCCCGGAGGCAUGUAGCUACGCUCCUCUCCCUCCGGCCCAGAUCGCCUUCCCCUGUUCCCAGCACCAUGUCCACUCGCUGAGCAAGAGGAGCGGCCUGGCCAACGACAACGGCUGCCUGGGCCUGAGCCUGGCCUUGGUAGCCCCUCCGGGGGGGCCGGUCCUGCCACACAAGGGGCGCUGCGCCUACAGCUGCGGGGAGCUGCAGAGCAUCUUGGGGCUGCCGCCCUCCGCGGAGGAGCCCUCCAACAGCAAAUGGAGGAAGGAAGGGCAGAACCAGCUGCGGCAGGCGGAGGAGCGUGGUCGCGACCAGAACCGCAACGAACUCAGCCUUCCCAGCAAGGAGCUGAGCACGCUGCUGGUCCCGCUGACGGGGCAGGAGGUCAAGGGCCCAGAGGCCGAGGAGGGAGUAGGAGGAGGAGAAGAAGAAGAAGAGGAGGAGGAGGAGGAGGAGGAGGAGGAGGAGGCUCCACCCGUCCGGAGUGAGCCUGUGACUGAGUCGGAGCAGAGCUCAGAGUGGGCACUGCCUCGGGGGGAGCAAGGACGCAGCGCCAGCCUCCUCUUUGCCACCCGCAACAGCACCGCCAGCGACGAAGAUUCCAGCUGGGCCACCCUCAGCCAGGGCAGCCCCACCGGCAGCUCCCUGGAUGAAGCCCGGUGGGUCCUGGGGGUGGGAAGCACAGCAAGGGCCAUCCGUGACUUGCUGGGGGGGGGAACCCCCAUGGCAGAGGCCACCUGCCUGGGCCAAGCAGAACCAGUGGCUGGGAGGGGGGUGGGCCAUGCAUGUUGA